CCUUCCAUCAGCUCGUCGGACCACAUCACGCUGCCCAGUGAUCACCACAGCCUGCCCCUCACCCUGCAGUGCAACUUAACUGCAGCCCAAGGUGCCCACAUCGAGAGCUUCUGGAUGAAGAAUGGGGAGGAGAUCGAAGAGACCCGCGGAGAGAGAGCCAACACUGAGUACUAGUAGGUCCCUAUCUAUAACCCAUAACCCUAACCUUAACUCUAACUCUAACCUAACUUACCUUAACCACUAAACCCUACCUCUAAAAACCUUAACCUAACUUAACUCUACCUUAACCCUAACUCGAACCUUAACCCUAACCUUAACUCUACCCCUUACCUACCCUACCUUAACCACUAACCUUAACUCGAACCUGACCCUAACCCUAUCCUUAACUCUAACCCUAACCCCUAACCCUAACCUUAACCCUACCUACCCUAACCUUAACUCUAACCCUAACCUUAACCCUAACCUUAACCCUAACUCUAACGCUUACUCUAACUCGAAAACCUAACCCUACUCUACCUUAACUCUAACUCUAACCUUACCCUAACUCUAACCUUAACCUAUCCCUACCCUAACUCUAACCCUAAACCAACCUAACCCAACUCGAACUACUAACCAACCGUAACCCUAACCUAACCCAACCUUAACCUAACGCAACCCUAACCCUAAACCUUAACCUAACCGUAACCCUAACCGGCAACCUAACCUAACCUUAACUCAACGCUAACCUAACCCAACCUUAACCAACACCUACAACCGAACCGUAACCCAACUCUAACGCUAACCUAACCUUAACCCAACCGAACCGUAACCUAACCCUAACCUAACCUGAACCUAACCUAACCCGAACCCUGACCUUACCUUAACUCUAACCUAACCUAACCCAACCCUAACCCUAACCCUACCUAACCUAACCGAACCUAACCCUAACCUAACCCUUACACUAACCUAACCUAACCCUAACCCUAACCGAAAACCUUAACCUUAACACCCUAACCCUAACCCUUAACCUGUAACUCUAACCUUAAACCUAACCAACUAACCUAACCCUUACCUACUCUAACCUGAAACCCAACCCUAACCCUAACCCUUACCUUAACUCUAACCUUAACCCUAACCCUAACUCUAACCUUAACCUUAACCCUAACCCUAACCCUAACCCUUACCUUAACUCUAACCUUAAUCCUAACCCUAACCCUAACCCUUACCUUAACUCUAACCUUAACCCUAACCCUAACCCUAACCCUUACCUUAACUCUAACCUUAACCCUAACCCUAACUCUAACCUUAACCUUAACCCUAACCCUAACCCUAACCCUAACCCUUACCUUAACUCUAACCUUAAUCCUAACCCUAACCCUUACCUUAACUCUAACCUUAACCCUAACCCUAACCCUAACCCUUACCUUAACUCUAACCUUAACCCUAACCCUAACUCUAACCUUAACCUUAACCCUAACCCUAACCCUAACCCUUACCUUAACUCUAACCUUAAUCCUAACCCUAACCCUAACCCUUAUCUAAUCAGAACGGACAAAGACACCCUUCACAACUACCACACCCAGGCAGAUAGACAGGACAACCUCACUUGUAUAGAGAGACAAGCCAUAAAAGAACUUAUAAACAACCCUCACAUAAUAUUGAAACCAGCAGAUAAGGGAUCAAAAACAGUGAUCCUAGACAAACAUCAAUACACAUAUGAGGCAAACAGACAGUUAUCCAACACCAAGUACUAUGUACCUAUAGAAGACAGCCUACAACCACAGACUCAGACUAAGCUACGCCGAAUCAUACAAACACUUUAUGAUAAACGGUACAUCAAUAAGAAACAACGAGACUUUCUAUUUGGACCAGACACCCCACGACCCAGACUGUUUUACCUACUUUGUAAAAUUCACAAAGAACCAGACACCUGGACAAUUCCCCAUGAAGUUCCUCCUGGCAGGCCCAUCGUAUCAGACUGCAAUAGUGAAUCGUACAACAUAGCUCAAUAUAUUGACCAUCAUAUCAACCCUCUCUCCACUAGACACCCCAGCUACCUCAGAGACACUUACCACUUCCUUGAGAAGAUUAAACCCAUAGUUGUUCCCUCCCAAACAUACAUAUUCACUAUAGACAUUGAUAGCUUAUAUACCAACAUAAAUACAGCAACAGGAAUACAGACGGUUAGAAAUCUACUCCAUGCACACCCAGAUAGGAAUAGACCAGACAAUGAAUUACUACAAUUAUUAGAAAUUAGUCUCACACACAACGAUUUUAUAUUCAAUGAUAGGCACUACUUGCAGGUGGAGGGAACGGCUAUGGGGAAGAAAUUUGCCCCUGCAUAUGCAAACAUCUACAUGGCUGAAUGGGAGAGAGAGGCAUUGGCCAAGUGCCCACAUCAACCCACAUUUUAUUACAGAUUUCUAGACGACAUCAUAGGAGCCUGGCCUCAUGACAUCCAACUAUUCACUGAAUUCAUCAGCAUUCUCAACAGUCAUCACCCGUCCAUUAAGGUUAAAUACACAAUAGAUCCAUGUGAAGUAAAUUUCUUGGAUACCACAGUAUUCUUUAAUCAGAUAAAUCAAUCCCAAAAAACAUUACUCACUAAAGUUUAUUUCAAACCAACAGAUACACAUGCUCUACUCCAUAAACAGAGUUAUCAUCCCAAACAUACAUUUAAAGGCAUCGUCAAAUCCCAAAUUAUACGGUUCCAUAGGAUAUCCUCCUGUAAAAAGGAUCUGGACACAGCAAUUCAAACACUAUUUCAUGCACUUAGACAAAGAGGCUACUCAAAACGAUACCUCAGAACCAUAAAAACCAGUACCUUGGCGGCCCUCUCUCCCAUUCAGCUAACACACCCACAAAACACAAGUCUGUCAAUCACUCUUUCUGACCACAACUCUCAUUACACAGGUUCUGGAGGCACUUCCAAAUCCCCCCCUUCCCCUGACCUUAACCCUGACCCUAACUUUAACCCUUACCCUAACCCGGGUUCGUAUCCUGCUCCCGCCCCUGACCCUUACCCUAACCCGGGGUCGUAUCCUGUUCCAACUCCUUACCCCACCCCCAACCCUAACCCCAACCCUAACCCUAACCCUAACCCUACCCCCAACCCUAUACCUAACCCUACUCCUAACCCUAACCCUAACCUUAACCCUUACCCUAACCUGGGUUCGUAUCCUGUUCCCACCCCUAACCCUACUCCUAACCCUAACCCUGACCCUAACCUUAACCCUUACCCUAACCCGGGUUCGUAUUCUGUUCCAACUCCUAACCCUACCCCCAACCCUACUCCUAACCCUAACCCUACCCCCAACCCUACUCCUAAACCUAACCCUAACCCUACUCCUAACCCUAAACCUACCCCCAACCCUACUCCUAACCCUAACCCUGACCCUGACCCUAACCUUAACCCUUACCCUAACCCGGGUUCGUAUCCUGUUCCCACCCCUAACCCUACUCCUAACCCUAACCCCACCAAAACCCCCCCCUCUCAGAAUCACAACCUUCUCUCCUCCUCUGAUUCCUCUUCCAAUCAGCAGACAAUCCUUAUCCCCUUAGUCACUACAUUCUCACAUAGGAUCAGACCGCUACAUCAGGCAUUCAAGCAUAAUUUUCUCAUUACUCAACAGGCAUACACACCCUUCCAGCCAUAUAGAAUUAUCUCAGCAUUCAGAAGGAAUAAGAGUCUCAAAGACGUCCUAAUCAAAGCAAAAUACAGCACUAAGCCCCCACAACCACCCAAACCUCACACGGCCCACUUCAAACCAAGAAAAUUCAUUUCAAAUCCACACAGCAAGACCUCCACUCCAGUUCUAGACUCUAUCUCACUCAACACUCCAAAUGUCAUUUAUAUAAUUACCUGUACAUUAUGCAAAAAACACUACAUCGGGGAAACUCAGUAUACAAUAGAAACUAGACUUAAACAACAUCUAUACAACAUCAAACGGGCCCAUCUACACACAGAACUAGUCACUCAUUUCCAGGAUCACCCCAUCACUUACCUCAAUAUAUCCGGCUUACAGUCAUGUUCUGGGUGGACCAGUGGGCGGCGAAAAGCAGUGGAACGUGGGUGGAUAGGAGAUCUUCAAACAAUUACACCCAUCGGUCUGAAUGAGCGUUUUUAACCAGUUAGAUGGGAUCAAUCGAAAGGGAUAGCACUUGUUUACAGGGAUCUCAAGGAGGUGAAAGAAGGAUACACUAUUUAAACAAAAAAUAAAGUUUAAGUGGUUUUGUCUAAUAUUUAAUAUUUGCAUGCUUAUCUUAAAUAGUUUUAUUCCUUCCUUUUUUAGGUAUUUGAUUUUGUUUUGACAUUUUAGCACUUUAUCUCUUAGCACUUUGUCUUCUAGCGCUUAUAUAUGUGGAUAUAAUUGUGUUUGUAUAUGUAUUAUUAAAGCAUCUAUCCCCUGAUCCCUUGUAUAUUUUAAUAUCUCAGUCCCUUCAUGGUCCUAGAUAACCACUCAGACUAUCAUUUAGAAACAAUAAUAACCUACUUACUUUUGGUAAGUUUGGAGGGGGUAAUCUAGAUAAUUUUAACAGUUGAAUGGUUUAUAGCAUUAUAUUGGAGGGGCACACAACAAUAGGCCUGCGCACCACAAGACAAACCAGUCUCUUUUUAACCCUACCCUAAUUCAAAACCUAACCCUUACCUUAACUCUAACCUUAACCCUAACCCUAACCCUAACCCUUACCUUAACUCUAACCUUAACCCUAACCCUAACUCUAACCUUAACCUUAACCCUAACCCUAACCCUAACCCUUACCUUAACUCUAACCUUAAUCCUAACCCUAACCCUAACCCUAACUCUAACCUUAACCUUAACCCUAACCUUAACCCUAACCUUAACCCUAACUCUAACCUUAAUCCUAACCUUAACUCUAACCUUAAUCCUAACCCUAACCCUAACCCUACUCUAACCUUAACUUUCCAUAUUAGAUCUUAUUGGGUGUGAUAUUCAAGGGUUUUCUCUUUCAUAUAGAGAGGGGUGAGAACAAUUUAACUGUAGAACAACAACAGGCUUUAAAAAAGCUGAGACAUAAUCAAGAUAUAGUUAUUAAACUUGCAGACAAGGGAUUUAAAAUAGUGAUAAUGGAUCAAACUUCGACACCUCAUAGAGGCUAAUAGACAAUUGAAAAACCCUAAGCAUUCUCAGUCUCUACAAUUGGAAACUCAAAGUAUGAGUGUGUAAAGAGUUGUAUAUGAUUGAGUGUGUAAAGUGUUGUAUAUGAUUGAGUGUGUAAAGUGUUGUAUAUGAUUGAAAGUGUAAAGUGUUGUAUAUGAUUUAGUGUGUAAAGUGUUGUAUAUGAUUGAGUGUGUAAAGUGUUGUAUAUGAUUGAGUGUGUAAAGUGUUGUAUAUGAUUGAGUUGGUAAAGUGUCCUGCAUCGGUAGAGCAGAUAAACUGACAGAGUUGUAUGUGCACUUCCGCACACAUGGUAGGGAGUUGAACAAUAGCAGGCCUUGAGUCUGGUGGUCCAAGGCCCAGAGGCUGCCCUCAGAAUGGCGGUGGAUGCAAAGGUUGGGGACCACGGUCCCUAACAGCCUCAAUGAGAUAGAAUAAACGUUUCUCGGACUACGAUGGUUUGAUAUAAUGACACUGGGGGAGUUGAUGAUGGACCCAAUACCUUCCAUUUUUUAAAUGAUUUAUUAAAACCUAUUUGGAGGGGAUGGGAGAUUGCCUUGCAGGUUUUAGGGGGGGGGGGGGGGGGGGAGCAUAAGGCACUUAUCUGUCUUCCUAUUUUCUUAUUAGAUGUAAUAAAGCACUUAUUGGUUAAUAAAGUAGAUGGGUUGGACCCUCUUGUCUCUCCCCCAGUGUAGGAACUUAAAAAUAUUUUUUGAUGAUUGAUUGGGGGCUUGGAGCACCCUUUGCAAUCCUCUCCCUGAACUUCCCCCCUCAGACCUAUUUAGUAUUGUGUUGAGGAUCCCCACAUGUCACGAGGGAGACAGGGGUUCAUUUCUCUGAUGGGGAGGAUUGAACAUAUAAGUGUUGAUUAACAUUGAAAAGAUCCUCUCUACUGUGUUGUAUUUCUGGGGGUUUCUUGAUGUUUGUUUUGUGUAAAUCCAGCCUGAAGAAGCCCCGAGGAGAGGAUGCAGGGGAGUACAUGUGUGUCUACACCUUCAAUAUGGACCUGCCUGCUAACGCCACCAUCGAGAUUAAAGGUACGACCUAUCUGUAACCCUCUGUUAACAUAACAUAGUGUUGUAUGGGGUUAGCCACACCAUCGAGAUUAAAGGUACAGUACGACUCCCACCCACCAGUGUUGAAUGGUAAUGGAUAUGAUUGAUCCUAGACUGAUGCAUCAUUCCAAGGCGCUAUGAUGACCUAAUAUGACGCCCAAGGCCACAUUUAUGUGUUAUCUUUAAACAGCACUGUCAUAUAGUCCUGGAAAUAGCGCCUUUCAUAGAGCCCCCCAGCCUACACAAGUGUCACGAUCGUCAUGGAGAGACCAAGGCGCAGCGUUGCGGGUGAAUAUAUUAUAUAUUUAUUUAAUGAUCACACGAUCAAAACAACAAACGAAAAACGUGACGUCUAUGGUUUAAACACAAACCAACACGAACAAGAAACCACAAACACAACGUGAAAGACAGACAGUUAAAUAUGGCUCCCAAUCAGAGACACCCAGCUGACACUCGUUGCCUCUGAUUGGGAGUCACUCAGACCAACAUAGAAAAAUCAAACAUAGAAUUACACACCCUGGCUCAACAUAACAUUGUCCCCAGAGCCAGGGCGUGACAGUACCCCCCCCCCCUAAAGGCGCGGACUCCGACCGCGCCAACUAAAUCCCACAGGGGAGGGACCGGGUGGGCACUCCGCCUAGACGGCGGAUCCGGCUCCGGACAUGACCCAGGCACGGGUUGUGCUGGACUGACGACGCGCACCCCUGGCUUGGUGCGUGGAGGAGGAACGGGCCUUACCAGGCUGACGACGCACACCGUAGGCUUGGUGGAGCAGGGACAGGCCGGACUGGGCUGACGAAGCACACCACUGACUUGGUGCGGGGAGCAGGAACGGGCCGAGCCGGGCUGACGAAGCGCACCACUGCCUUGGUGCGGGGAGCAGGAAUGGACCGGACCGGGCUGACGAAGCGCACCCCUGGCUUGGUGCGGGGAGCAGGAAUGGGCCGGACCGGGCUGACGACGCGCACCACUGACUUGGUGCGGGAAGCAGGAAUGGGCCGGACCGGGCUGACAACGCGCACCACUGACUUGGUGCGGGGAGCAGGAAUGGGCCGGACCGGGCUGACGACGCGCACCACUGACUUGGGGCGGGGAGCAGGAACGGGCCGCGCCGGGCUGACGAAACGCACCACUGACUUGGUGGGAGUGGCAGGAACAGGCCGGACCGUACUGGGAACACACACCACUGGCCCUACUUGAGGAUCAGGAACAGGCCGGACCGGACUGGCAACACACGCCAGUACCUCUCGCCGUGCCUCUACAACCUCCUUCCCCCUGGUGGCCAGUGACUCCCGUAACCUGGCGGCCUCCUCUGCCAACCCGCUGGACCGCUCUAUCGCGGCCUCCUGCUGCCCCGACGUCGUGAGCCCCCCCCCUAAAAAUUUUCUGGGGGUCUCUCCUCCCCGUGGGCCAGGCCUCCAUCGUUCUCGCUCCUCUGUCUCCAACUCUCACCAUUCAGCUCCUCAAUGGGCUUGACCCAGUCGAAGCUCCUCCUCAACUGGUCCCAAGUCCACCCUCUCUGCUCCUCACUAGGCUUGACCCAGUCGAGGCUGCCACGGAGAUCUGCCAGCGAUGGCUCCUGGACACGCUGCUUGGUCUGGUUUAGGUGGUUUCUUCUGUCACGAUCGUCAUGGAGAGACCAAGGCGCAGCGUUGCGGGUGAACAUAUUAUAUAUUUAUUUAAUGAUCACACGAUCAAAACAACAAACGAAAAACGUGACGUCUAUGGUUUAAACACAAACCAACACGAACAAGAAACCACAAACACAACGUGAAAGACAGACAGUUAAAUAUGGCUCCCAAUCAGAGACACCCAGCUGACACUCGUUGCCUCUGAUUGGGAGUCACUCAGACCAACAUAGAAAAAUCAAACAUAGAAUUACACACCCUGGCUCAACAUAACAUUGUCCCCAGAGCCAGGGCGUGACAACAAGACCUGGGUUCAAAUACUAUUUCAGGUAUUUCAAUUAACUUUUCAAUAUAUUUCCAAAACAAGUGUUCAAAUAACCUUUAUUUGAAAAAAACAAGUAGUACAAUAUUGGAAUGUAUUUGGAAAUACACUUGGAAAAUAUUUGAAAAUACUCAAAUACACUGACUCAAAUACACUCCCAUGCAAUGAACCCAGGUAUUUGAAAAUAUUAUUUGAAAAAAAGUAUUUAAAAAUACUUACAAAUACAAUUGGGUCAACUAUUUGGUUUUUACAAAUAACCAUUCAAAUACUCAAAUAAAAGUACUUGUUUUGGGCUGUGUAUUUGAAAAUACUCUAAAACACAGAAAAAAGUAUUUAAAUAACAAAUACUAAAAUACACAUGUAUUUGUCCCCAGGUCUGGCCUACACCACCAUUGAGUGUUGAAUGUUAGACCGUUUAUUAGGUACACCUCGUUCACGAAAAUGGAUCGCUCCUACAAACAGUGAGUCACGUGGCCGUGGCUUGCUACUGUAUAUAAAGCAGGCAGGCAGGCAUCGAGGCAUUCAGUUACUGUUCGAUUGAACGUUAGAAUGGGCGAAAGGAGUGACCUAAGCGACUUUGAGCGUAGUAUGAUCGUCAGUGCCAGGGGCGCCGGAUCCAGUAUCUCAGAAAUGGCCGCCCUCCUGACACGACAGUGUCUAGGGUUUACUGAGAAUGGUGCGACAAACAAAAAACAUCCAAUCAGCGGCAGUCCUGUGGGCGAAAACAGCUAGUUGAUGAGAGAGGUCGAAGAAAAAUGGCAAAAAUCGUGCAAGCUAACAGGCGGGCCACAAACAGACAAGUAACGGUGCAGUACAACAGUGGUGUGCAGAACGGCAUCUCGGAAUUCGUCGAUCCUUGUCACUGAUGGGCUAUUGCAGCAGACGACCUCACCGGGUUCCACUCCUAUCAGCUAAAAACAAGAAGAAGCGGCUCCAGUGGGCAUGUGACUCACCAAGUGAGUGGAAAAACAUUGCCUGGUCCGACGUAAGCUGUUGCGUCAUGCUGAUGGCAGAGUCAUGAUUUGGCGUGGCUAUAACAUGUAGUGGGCAGUAAUAUUUGAUACACUACAUUAUAUAAACAUCACAUGCGACUUGUAAUAAGACUAAGCAAUUAGCCUACUAAAAUGUUUAUCUGACUCCAUAAAGACAGUUAGCAAUAUGCAAGAGACGAUAGUCGAGUUUACAAUAGUAGGCAAUGAGGAAAUGUCUGAGAACGGAAUUCUAAAUACAAGAGUAUUUCAUUACUUAAGUUACAAGGCAUUAUUCUGAGAGAGGGAGGGAGAGAGAGAGAGAGAGAGAGACAAAGAAACCAAGGCUUGUGCCAUGGUCCAUAGCUCAUGGGGGAGAGAGAGAAAGAGUGUAGGUAUCUCACCACAGCAAGUCUGGAACAUAAGAUAAAUCAUCUUUAAUCUAAGGCCCUUUUAUAAGCAUCUGAGUUGUUUGGAUUCAGAAUCUGAGUUGUUGACCAAUAGCAUUACUGUAAAGGUAACAUCUAUAGAUCUAUACACAGUACAGGAAAUGGGCUGGAUCGCCCCACAUCUAUAGAUCUAUACACAGUACAGGAAAUGGGCUGGGUCGCCCCACAUCUAAAGAUCUAUACACAGUACAGGAAAUGGACUGGGUUCCCCUACAUCUAUAGAUCUAUACACAGUAUAGGAUUCUUUUAUUUUUUUUAUUUUAUUUAACCUUUAUUUAACUAGGCAAGUCAGUUAAGAACAAAUUCUUAUUUACAAUGACGGCCUACACCGCCAAACCUGGACGACACUGGGCCAAUUGUGCGCCGCCCUAUGGGACUCCCAAUCACGGCCGGUUGUGAUACAACCUGGAAUCGAACCAGGGGGUCUGUAGUGACGCCUCAAGCACUGAGAUGCAGUGCCCUAGACCGCUGUGCCACUCGGGAGCCCUACAUCUAUAGGUCUAUAUACAGUAUGGGAAAUGGGCUGGGUCACCCCACAUCUAUAGGUCUAUAUACAGUAUGGGAAAUGGGCUGGGUCACCCCACAUCUAUAGGUCUAUACACAGUACAGGAAAUGGGCUGGGUCACCCCACAUCUAUACGUCUUUAUUAUGUGAUAACAUGGUAUUAGUACUAAAACGUAUCAUUGCCUUCCUUUUUUUUUUAAAUGUCCUUUGUUCUCAUUGGUCGUUUCCCCUCAUUCCAGCUGGUCCUGACAUCAUAGGCCACAAGCGUAGUGACAAUAAGAAUGAGGGUCAGAAAGCCCUGCUGUACUGUAAGGCCACGGGAUACCCUUACCCUAUCUGGACCUGGCGCAAACUGGACAACGGGUUCUACAUGGUACGUUCUUCUUCUUCUUCUUCUUCUUCUUCUUCUUCUUCUUCUUCUUCUUCUUCUUCUUCUUCUUCUUCUUCUUCUUCUUCUUCUUCUUCUUCUUCUUCUUCUUCUUCCCAUGACCAUCAUUCCUCAUGGCACAACCAUAAUCACAUCUCUCUCCCCCUCCCUCUCCCCACAGGACAUCAACAACUCCUCCGGUCGUUUCUUCAUUAACAACAAAGACAACUACACUGAGCUGAGCAUCAUCAACCUGGACAUCGGCUCCGACCCAGGGGAGUACCAGUGUAACGCCACCAACAUAUUCGGAACCUCGUCCAUCGUGUCUGUGCUGCGGGUCCGGAGCUACCUGGCCUGGCUUUGGCCUCUGCUGGGCGUCCUGGCCGAGGUCAUCAUCCUGGUCAUCAUCAUCGUGGUCUACGAGAAACGCAAGAAGCCAGACGACAUUCAAGAUGGUGAGUCGGAGUCAGAGCAUAUCAGCCAUGGCGGCCAUUUUGGUUUUCUGGUUUGUGGUUCGUUCUCCUCAUUUCAAUGUUGUUUUUGUUGUUGUUUGUGGUCUAAUAUAGUUUGCAGAUGGAGGAGAAAAACAAUAAUCAACGUUAUUCAAUACUGCAGAAUACUUCAGCGAAUGAGUUAAUACUCAAUUCCAUAAUCAUAGUUAUCUCUGUAUAUGGAGGAAUCCUUGCCAAACAGCUGUUGACCUAACAACCAGUGAUGUAGUGGAGGGUUAACUCAAGUACUCUCAGUUUACCCUUCUAUUAACCCACAGUGUUCAGGGUUUACCCUCCUAUUUACCCACGGUGUUCAGGGUUUACCUUCCUAUUAACCCACAGUGUUCAGGGUUUACCCUCCUAUUUACCCACGGUGUUCAGGGUUUACCCUCCUAUUAACUCACAGUGUUCAGGAUUUACCCUCCUAUUUACCCAUGGUGUUCAGGGUUUACCUUCCUAUUAACUCACAGUGUUCAGGUUUUACCCUCCUAUUAACCCACAGUGUUCAGCGUUUACCCUCCUAUUAACCCACGGUGUUCAGCGUUUACCCUCCUAUUAACCCACGGUGUUCAGCGUUUACCCACCAAAUUGUUACCACUACAUCCUUGCUAACAACGUCCCAGCAGGCCUAAUCAAAUUACCCAUGAAUAUUCAAUCUGUUAGAUUGUCCUGACAAGGUGUGUCCUACAGCAACAGUGGUAUGUGUGCGUGUGUGUUGGGUGAAGCUACUCAGACUGAAUUAUUGAGUGCAAGGUGUAGCCAGUAUAGUGUCAGGUAACGACAGAGCAGAUGUCUACUGCCCUACAAAGGCUGCCCUACAAAGGCUGCCCUACAAAGGCUGCCCUACAAAGGCAAAACGCAGUAACUGCGUAAUUUUCUUAAACUGCAAAAUCUGACUUCAAAGUAUUUUUGGGUCUAGACCGACUGCAAUUUCUGAUACUCCAUGAUAUAUUCUGAUCAACUGGCUUGUUCUUGUGUCAGGAAACUAAAUACCACAUUAAUCAGAUAAUAUACCUGGCCAUACCUGAUUUUUGACCAAAUUCAUAGUUACUGCCUUUUUGUAGGGCAGUACUGUGAAGGUCACACACACACACACACACACACACACACACACACACACACACACACACACACACACACACACACACACACACACACACACACAGUACACCUUAGUGAAUAUAUAUUAGCAGUGCUAAAACAAGUUUAGAAUAUACAAUUAGGGUACUACUGUGUAAUAUCUUCCCCCCUCUUUCCCAAAUUGCUUAACCCAACCUAUGUUUGGUAAGUGAGAGACUCUGCAUGCCUCCUGAGUUUCAAUCAGCGUCUAAGCUUAUGUCCAAACCAUCCAUGCUAGCCUGGUCCCAGAUUGGUUUGUGCUAUGUAGCUUACUUCUGUGGUUGUUGUCAUGCCAAACAAUGACCAUAGGAGUUGGCAAGACAGUACAAACAGAUCUGAUCCCAGGCUACAUCCACACAACAUUCUGUACAUGCAUCUAUCCCCAGUGGGCAAGAUUUGGCACGUGAUGUGAAACGGACAUCAUUUUCUGGUUUUAAACUGAUUUUCUGGUUGAGAGGAUGUCAUAUUACUAGAUUACAAUCAAACAGUGUCUGUAAAGAUGUUUUUGUUUCAUGACGGCAUCAAGACGUCAUCAAGAUGUCAUAUUUUGGUUGUUAUCUGGUCAUAUAACCAGUUUUGCUAACUGGGUUUUCUUUAGAACCUUAAAAUAGAAUUCAUCUUACCUUGCUGCUUAGGCUCCUUCUCAAUGGAAGUUCACAGUCAGACAGCUUGUAUUAAACAAAAAAAAAAAGUAUAUCGUGCCAGGGUCACCUUCAAGGUCACCUUCAAGGUCACCUUCAAGUUCACCUUCAGGGUCACCUUCAAGGGCAUCUUCAGUUUUCAAUGGAUUGUAUUCCCUAUUUUAUGCUAGUAGCAUAAUAUACUUUUGUAAGGAGUCAAUUAAUAUAAUAUAAUAUAUGCCAUUAAGCAGAAGCGUUUAUCAAAAGCGGCUUACAGUCCUGCGUGCAUACAUUUUUUGUAUGGGUGGCCCCAGCAGGAAUUGAACCCAUGCUCCUUGGCAUUGCAAGCACCAUGCUCUACCAACUGAGGCACACAGGACUAACAUUGUUUUCUUUGUGCUGGUCAGUUUCGAUGCAGUGAGUGAAUAGACUUUUGUGCGCAGUUUGUCUGUCUAUGCAUGUAUGUUUUUAACAAAAAGGAAUUUAAACUUCUGCUUGAACUUCAUAAUCACUUUCUCAUCUCAUGUGGGUUUUGUGGCUCUUUUUGACUGCAUUUGGUGUGAUUGUGACUGUGAGUGUCCUUCCCUGUGAAGUUUAAAGAUGGCUUCCAUUCAGUAUAGGGCCUAUUCACUAAUUAACUUCUUCAACUGCCAUUCCAUCCCAUCAGCAUGGUUAGUUCAUUCACUUAUGGAAUUUAUGGAACUUCAUUUAAUUCCAAUUAUGGAAUUUAAUUUCAUCCAUUUAUGGAACUAGUGGAACUUAAUUUAAUCCAUUUAUGGAACUAGUGGAACUAAGGUAAAUUCCAAAAUGAUGGAAUUAUGUAAUACACAAAACUGUCUAUGAACAUCAUUCAACCAAGCCUCCAACCAGACAAUGUGUUAGUCAUAUUACCACUGUAACACAUUGCUUCUUUUUUAAGCAUACUGUACUUUCUACCACAAACAUUUCACCACCAGCAUGCACCAUUUUCUUCCUGUCAUUUUAUCAGAAUAUAUUUUCUGAUGAUAAUCUAAAACAAAGGCUUUUUUUGUGUCUUCAUUUUCUCCCAUGUUUUUAUGCAUCAGAUGACGAACCAGCCGGACCAAUGUAAGUGCAUCCAUGUUACAAUCAUUUCCUGAUUUAGGAGUCUAUUUAUGGUGCUGUAGUAUUUUCGUGUUGUAGCUGUUUCUGUAAACUGCUGUACACCAUAGUUGGGCUCAAUUCUAUUUAAAUUCAGAAAGUAAACUGAAAUAUAAUCUUAAUUAAUUCCUAAUUGAACCCUGGUGUAAAUUGCCUCUAAGUCAUGCAUACGUUGUAUUCUACAAACCUUUUUUUAAUGAUAAGUAGACGUAACGUUUUUGACCAAUGACCAGCAAUCAGGUGUAUUAUCAGUGUAUUGGCUUUGUUUUGAUGGUAACCUAACUGGGUCUGUGUGCAUCCUAUCACAGGAAAACGAACUCCACCAACAACCACAAAGACAAGAACCUUCGUCAGAGGAACACAAACUGAGCAGAUUGACGUCUCAUUAUUAGUGAGUAUUUAUCCUCUCUGGAGUCAGCGCCAGUAGUUGUCUGGUCAAUACCAAGAGAAAGAAAUGAGCUGGCAACCAUUUUGUUUUCCCAAGUUCAUGUUGUUUACUUCAUCAUGUAGCCAGGCUGCGAUAGCAAUAACCUGUCAAUCACCACAGAUAGUCAAUCACAUGUUGUGCAGGAAAUCAGUAUUGCAAAAAAAGGUUAGCCUACUUUAUCAGUAACUUGUAAUCAUAUAUCUUCCUGUCAAUGCGACAGACAGACAGACAGACAGACAGACGGUCAGACAGACAGACAGACGGUCAGACAGACAGACGGUCAGACAGACAGACAGACAGACAGACAGACAGACAGACGGUCAGACAGACAGACAGACAGACAGACAGACAGACAGAUGUUGUGAUGUGUAACUAUCAGAGUUGGGGUCCCAACCCAUUUCGAUAAAUCCGCAAAGUAAAGUAAAUUGACUGAAUUGAAAUGGAAUUCGUCCCCAACCCUGGUGCCAAUACAAACAAAGCAACUUGACUUGCACAAUAGAACACACUAAUAACAUGCUUCCACUUUUUCUUUCCACAGAUAAUAACAUAUUCUACAUGUAUGUAUUGACCAUAUGAAGGUAACCAGGAGAGGGAUCCAUAGCAGUGUGUUAAUAAGAGUGAUGAUAUCUGCCAUUAAAGUAUGUAGAGGGGGAGGAGGAGCUACGAGGCAUGCCUUCUGAUUUCAUUAUCUAUCUAUCGUGUGAUGAGGGUGAAGAAUGUGAUCAAUGAAUGUGAUCCCAUAACAUUAUGAAUGGUUUAUGAAGUGUCUAUGAAGCAUUAUAACCAUUGUUGCUGCAUGCAGUUAUUGAUUGUUGCUGUUUAUUUAUUUAUGUAUUAUUUAUUCUUAUCAGAUUCCAUUUCUACUAAUUCUGAAGUAAUGCGUGCAAUGUUCUGUUUGGCGCAGACAUUACAUAUUUUUUUGCUCUCUGUCUCAAAUGGCACCCUAU
Messenger RNA from Coregonus sp. 'balchen', 15115 nucleotides. The record is from the annotation of a GenBank genome assembly. NCBI's taxonomy places the organism in Eukaryota, Metazoa, Chordata, Actinopteri, Salmoniformes, Salmonidae.